Misgurnus anguillicaudatus (oriental weatherfish) is the source of this 6616-nucleotide messenger RNA. Its product is annotated as 3',5'-cyclic-AMP phosphodiesterase 4D. Gene Ontology annotation, biological process: signal transduction. The record is from RefSeq and is a predicted model, not a curated record. Gene Ontology annotation, molecular function: 3',5'-cyclic-nucleotide phosphodiesterase activity. Lineage: Eukaryota; Metazoa; Chordata; Actinopteri; Cypriniformes; Cobitidae.
AUGGCUCAGCCGGGAGGCAGCCAGGACACGUUGGUGGUUCCCCCAAAGCAGCUACACCACGGAGACCAUGUGGGUUUGAACGAGGACCUGGUGCGCAUCCUGAGAGAGAACUUGCUACAGCAGGAGCGACCUCGUCAUGCCAGGGAGCGGAGAUCGCCGUCCUCGGUGUCCCCCAGGCUCUCACCGACCACCAUGUCCCCGCGCAACUCCCCAAGGCUGCUACGCCGCAUGCUGCUUAAUAACAACACCCACAAGCAGCGGCGCUUCACGGUGGCACAUACCUGCUUUGACGUGGACAAUGGCACGUCUUCAGGACGGAGUCCCUUGGAUCCCAUGACGAGUCCGGGGUCAGGCCUGGUCCUUCAGGCCAAUUUCGUGCACAGUCAGCGGAGGGAGUCUUUCCUCUACCGCUCCGACAGCGAUUAUGACCUGUCGCCAAAGUCCAUGUCACGAAACUCCUCCAUCGCCAGUGACAUGAAUAACCAACUGCAGAGGCCUGGCCUGGUCUCUCGGAGAUCUGAGCCGGUUAUUAGUGGAAACCAUGGCGAUGACCUCAUUGUUACGCCAUUUGCACAGGUGCUGGCUAGUUUGCGGACGGUACGGAAUAACUUUGCAACGUUAACCAACCUCCAACAAGACCGAACAACCAACAAACGGUCGCCCAUGUGUAAUCAGACACCCCUCACAAAGACCUCCUUCACAGAGGAGGCCUACCAGAAGCUCGCCACCGAGACCCUGGAGGAGCUGGACUGGUGUCUGGACCAGCUGGAGACCCUGCAGACCCGACACUCCGUCAGCGAGAUGGCCUCCAAUAAGUUCAAGCGGAUGUUGAACAGGGAGUUAACCCAUCUGUCUGAGAUGAGCAGAUCGGGGAACCAGGUCUCAGAGUACAUCUCCAACACAUUUUUAGACAAACAGCAUGACGUGGAGAUGCCGACCCCACAGACGCGAGAGGAGAAAGACAAGAAGAAGAACCAGCCCAUGUGUCAGAUUAGCGGCGUGAAGAAACUCAUGCACAGCACCAGCCUCACCAACUCCAACAUCCCUCGAUUUGGAGUCAAGACGGACACAGAAGACUCUUUAGCCAAGGAAUUGGAGGACGUUAACAAAUGGGGCCUUAACGUUUUUAAAGUCACAGAGUUUUCAGGCAACAGGCCUUUAACGGUGAUGAUGUACACUAUAUUUCAGGAGAGAGACUUACUCAAAACAUUUAAAAUACCCUUGGACACUUUCAUAACCUACCUGAUGACCUUAGAAGACCAUUAUCACGCAGAUGUUGCUUAUCACAACAACAUCCACGCUGCUGAUGUCACCCAGUCAACACAUGUGCUGCUCUCCACGCCGGCUUUAGAGGCGGUUUUCACAGACCUUGAAAUUCUUGCUGCCAUUUUCGCAAGUGCAGUUCACGACGUCGACCACCCAGGCGUCUCCAACCAGUUCCUCAUUAAUACCAACUCUGAGUUGGCGCUCAUGUACAACGAUUCAUCAGUGCUGGAGAACCAUCAUCUCGCGGUGGGCUUCAAACUCCUGCAGGAGGAGAACUGUGACAUCUUUCAAAACUUGACCAAAAAACAGAGACAAUCCUUGCGCAAGAUGGUCAUAGACAUUGUUUUAGCUACUGACAUGUCCAAACACAUGAACUUACUGGCCGACUUGAAGACGAUGGUCGAGACAAAGAAGGUCACCAGUUCUGGCGUGUUACUCUUGGAUAACUACUCAGACCGAAUACAAGUGCUACAGAACAUGGUUCACUGUGCAGAUCUCAGUAACCCCACAAAACCCCUGCAGCUGUACAAACAGUGGACGGAUCGAAUCAUGGAGGAGUUCUUCAGUCAGGGCGAUCGAGAGCGAGAGAGAGGGAUGGAGAUCAGCCCCAUGUGUGACAAACACAACGCAUCAGUCGAGAAAUCUCAGGUGGGCUUUAUUGACUACAUCGUGCAUCCGCUGUGGGAGACGUGGGCCGAUCUCGUCCACCCCGACGCCCAGGACAUCCUGGACACGUUAGAGGACAACAGAGAGUGGUACCAGAGCACCAUACCCCAGAGCCCCUCGCCCGCUCCAGAUCAGCCCGAGGACAGCAAUCGCUCCAGCGGGGCUGAGAAGUUCCAGUUCGAACUGACCCUGGAGGAGGACGGAGAAUCGGACACGGAAAAAGACAGCGGCAGCCAGGCCGAGGAAGAGGAGGACGAGGAUGAAGAGGAGGACGACAACAGCUGCAGUGAUUCCAAAACUCUGAUCACGCAAGACUCUGAAUCCACAGAGAUCCCGGAGGCCGAGGAGGGAACUUCGGAGGAAGUUUCCACGGAGCCCAGCAUGGUAGAAGAGGACGACGACGAGGAGGACGAAGAGGAACAGCCCGCAGACACGUAGCAGCGCGCCGGGACGGCACAGACUCGAUGCCGUGAUGGCAAAUGUAAUAAUUGAGUUCCAAAGCGCACGUUGCACUCCGAGACCUCGGCCACUCCUCUCUCGCUCUCCGUUUCUCUUUCUGUCUCUCUUACGAGCUGCCUGGAGACGAGAGGACACUAAGACAUCUGUAGGUUGUCGUUUUAUUUGCACUCAGGAAUAAUAUUUAGUCCUUGGUUUUCUUUCAAGCUUGGUUUUGUUUACCUUCGCCCGGACACCCGUUCUCUGUGAGCUACCAUGAGAAAAUCUCUGGCGACGGGUCGCACGUGACCGUACGGAGGGCUGUUACUGUACACGGCCGCUGCACAAAGCAAUCUGCCCGUAGAGACGACCGCAGGCGCGGUCAGCGGAGAUAAACAGCAGCACGUUUCCUUGAAUUUCAAAGAGACCUUUUUUCUACCGUUUUAAGUCUUCCUCAACUUUGACUGAAACAAAUGUAAAAAGACAAAAAAGCAAGCGGCUCACAGCUGUCGUGGCCUCUUCUCAAUGAUUUUGUACGGUAUACGUAAAGAUUUUUACAUGUUACUUUUAAUACCAGAACAACAGCUGUUGUGUUUCAAAGGACUUUAUGUGAAAGGUAACUUGCAUGUAUGCAGCGUGGCGGUCAUCCUGCGUUGUGUCGUGAGUUGGCUGCUGUGUCACAAACCAUCUUUCACAUUUACCAGCUGAAUUUACAUGAUUUUGAUAUUUGUUUAAAUGGUUUUCUUUAUAAAAGACGUACCUCCGAUUACCCUCUAAAUUUAGUUCAAAUGCUUUAUGUAGAAACACAGUGAUUUUGGCAACACUUUAAAGCUUUUAAAGGGGUCAUAUGAUGCGAUAUUAUUCUUUGGCGUGUUAAAAGCUGUUUGUGCAUACAGAAGAUCCGUAAAGUCGCAAAGAUUAAAGUCUCAAACUCAAAGAGAUAUUCGGUCUAAAAGUAUAUUCGGUCAAACACGCCCCACAUAUCUACAUCACUGUGUGGGAAGAUUUGCAUAACACCGCCCACAUGUAUACGCACAUAAAGGCGGCGUAACUUUUAUUCUCGCUGUAGUAGGAUUGUUGUCUCCGCCACCAUGUCGCCGAGAUGCUGUGCUUUGGGAGCUGAUAUUCAAAAUAUGGUAAGCGGCGUAACAUUUCCCUCACAUGCUUGAGGUAUUCAGCCAAUCACAACGCACUGAAUAGCUGGCCAAUCAGAGCACAUCGCGCUUUUCAAAACAAUGAGCGUUGUAAAAAUCCAUGUGUUUCAGUAAGGCAGGAGCAACAAUAAUGUACGGUAUGUGGAAAAUAAUGUGUUAAUCCGCGUAAAUACACAAAAUAAUGUGCUUUUUAGCAACAUCAUAUGACACCUUUUAAGCUUGUGUUAUAUCAUACAUUAUGAAGGUAUUUCUAAUACAGUCAUAAUGUCUUAUAAUGCACCUCACAAUUGUGAAAGCACACACAGUUAUAAUACUUUAUUUUUUGGCCUUUGAAAAUACAUACAAUUCAUUUAAUGUCACAUCGUGUGUUAUAAUGCAUUACACUGCAAAAAAUGAUUUUUAAGAAAAAAUGUUCUUAGUAUUUUAGUCUUGUUUUCAGUAAAAAUAUAAAAAAAAAAUUCUAAAAUUAACCCUGGUUGAUGAGCAAAACGACCCAAGAAAGUCUAGUUUUUAGACCAAAAAUAUCUAAUUUAAGUGAUUUUGUGCAUAAAACAAACAAUUUUUUUCCUUGAAUUUAGUGUUUAAAAAAAUUCAAGGUUUAAUCCACAAAUUAACUUAAAUUUGAUAUUUUUGGUAAAAAACUAGACUUAUUUUCUUGGGUCGUUUUGCUCAUCAAGAAAAAGCAUCUUAAUUUAAGAAUUUUUAGAUAUUUUUACUGAAAACAAGACAAAAAUACGAAUAAUUUUUUUUCUUGAAAAUCAUUUUUUGCAGUGUAUAAAAUAAUUGAAUGCAUUAUAACCACACUGCAAAAAAUGAAAUUUUUUCUUAGUAUUUUUGCCUUGUUUUUAGUACAAAUAUCUAAAUUAAGAUGCAUUUUCUUGAUUAUCAAAAUUAUCUAAGAAAAUAAAUCUAGUUUUCAGACAAAUCAUUUAAGUGAAUUUGUGCUGAAAACAAGCAAAACAAUCUGCCAAUGGGGCAAGAAAAACACAUCAUUAAAAAAACAAAGAUUUUUUUUGCUUGUUUUAAGCACAAAUUCACUUAAAUUUUAUAUUUUAAAUUUGAUAUUUCUAAAAACUACACUGCAAAAAAUGAUUUAAGAAAAUAUUUUCUUAGUAUUUUGUCAUGUUUUCAGUAAAAAAAUCUAAAAAUUCUUAAAUUAAGAUGCUUUUUCUUGAUGAGCAAAACGACCCAAGAAAAGAAGUCUAGUUUUUAGACCAAAAAUAUCAAAUUUAAGUGAUUUUGUGCAUAAAACAAGCAAAAAAAUCUGCCAAUGGGGUUAGCAAAUUUUUCUUGAGUUUUUCUUCAAUUUAGUGUUUAAGAAAAAUUUUUUUUUUUUUUUUUGCUUGUUUAAUCCAAAAAUUCACUUAAAUUUUAAAUUUUUAUUGUCUUAAAACUAGACUUAGUUUCUUAGUUUAUUUUGCUAAUCAAGAAAAUACAUCUUGACUUGAAAAUUUUUAGAUAUUUGUGCUUAAAACAAGACAAAAAUACUAAGAAAGUCAUUUUUGCAGUGUAAGAAAAAAAUCUUGAACUUUUAUUUUCUUAAUCUUGAACUUUUAUUUCUUUGCUCAAAAUGUAAAUGCAUCUUGAUUUAAGAAUUGUUAGAUAUUUGUAUUGAAAACAAAGACAAAAAUACUAAGUAAGAAAGUCAUUUUUUUGCAGUGCACAGAUAUACUAAUAUAUCAUGCAAUGCCUUUCGAAACAGACAUACGUUAGCCGUUUGAUAUAACAUGACUUCAUUUCGAGUCAGAAAUACUCAAUGAUUCAUUGCAUUAGAUCAGAGAUCUUAUAUUAGGGCUAGAUGCAGUUCAGCGUCAAAUAGCAUAUUUUCACGUUUCAUGCCAAAACUUCCCUCUCCGACAUGCACUAUGGGACGCGCAUCUUUUAAUAAGAAAUGAUUUAUGUGGGUAUAUAUGGUUUUAUUUAUUGUUUAUGUUUUGCUUCUGUUUAAAGCAGUACUGUAGACCAUCAACUGUAGCAUAGAGAGUGAGCACUUGCAAGUUACCAGAUCUAGCGUAUGUUUGGUUGUGUACAUAGAUCAAACCUUUUAAAAGUCUGUACUAGAAAAUAUGAUCUGCUCACAGAAACUUGAACUCUGGCUUUUCAGUAGGACUGAUUUUGUUUUAUAUAUAUAUAUAAUAUCUAUAUUUUUAUUUAAGUUUCGUGCCAUGAUAUUUCUUUCCUCACCAGAUGACCUUACUUAUAGGAUUUUGUUGUUGUUUUCUCGCUGUUUACAAUAAUGUAUUUAUUUCGCUGUACAUAUUGUAAUGUUGGCCGUACGAGGACAGAUUCUAAACUUCAUCCCAGAUCCGGAUGGAGUUGCUGUAUUUCGUAAACUCUUGUUGAGAGAGAAUGUUUAUUAUUAUAAAUAUUAUCCGAUGUACAAAGAAAUCAUAUUCUGUAUAAAAAGGAAAAAGAUAAAAAAGUCACCUUGGAGAGAACUGGGGGAAAGCCAAACAAUAUGAGAAAAGUCGCAUUGGUAUUUGGCCCCAGGGCUGUGCCUUAAACUUUAAAAUGUUUGUCUGUCUAUCUGUAUACACGUUAGAGAGUCCGAGAGUGUCUAACCCAUUUGCUUUCAGGGUUUCAGGGCUUAGGACGUUCACAUUCAUUCGUUUAUGGCACAUAUAGUAAACGCCGCUGGCAUUGUAUGCAAUGCAGCGGAUGCAAUAGACCCUGCAGAUCUGCGCAGUUUUAUCUUAUAGGUGCUUAGAUGCUUGUGAUGAUCUUUCUGCUGUUCUUGAUCUUUGUUCAGGUACGUCUCUUACCUUCAUCUCAUCCAGCCUUGUCUUUCACGUUUCCGAUGUGAAAUAAGCAGAUUUUCUGACACAUACUGUAGAUUUUAGCAGCCCUGGACCAAAGCCAAUAGUGGCUAUUAUUAUUAUUAUUACUGAUAUUUUUCAAUGUCAUUUAAGGGAUUCAUGAACUGAUAUUUUAACAUAAGUUCUGCUAAUUAAACCUGAAAUGGACUUCUUUCAUUGGCACCUUUGUCUCUUUUAAGGGUACUGUAGAGAAACAUCUUCAACCGGUUUUAAAAUCCAUCAACUAAAAAGACAAUUUUAUAUGCAACAAGUGAAAUAAAAGCAUGGGUUGAUUCCUCA